AUGCCGCCCAAAAAGCCCUCACCCGCCAACCCUUCCGUCUCGGCCGCCCGCUUCGUCCCCAUGGACGAAGACACACCCGGCGCCGCCCCGGCCUCCACCUCGGCCGCCACCAGCCACCAGCCCCCACAACCAGCAGAAGGCCGCCCCGACCCGUCCACGACGACCGCCAACGCGGGCCCCAGCGGCAGCGGCGGCGGCGGUGGCGGGGGGCCUCGGCCCGAAGCAGGCAGCAGCAAGCCCGAGAAGGCGUCGGCCAAGGACAAGGACCGCGACGCCACGGACGAGGCGGAGGAGGAGGAGGAGGCGGAGGACGACGAGGAAGAGGAGGAGGAAGAAGAAGAAGGGGACAGUGAGGCUGACGAGACGGUCGAUGCUCUGGAAGGAGACGAGGACAGGGCUGACCGGGAGGAGGCUGACGAGGCGUUGGAUGGCAAUGACAGUGAUUAAAAAAGAAGAGAAGCAACUAUAAAGGGACGGAGUAAGCUCCUAUCACAACAUGGUGAGCGGCUGCUUUGGGUUUCGAGGCUGCGGGCGUGAUAAGAGCCACAGAAACUACAUCUUGUUGUCGACUACGCGUACAUCCACGUUUGGUCUACAAGCAGCACCCAUCAACUACAGCAUCAAUCACGAAUUGAAAUACA
Messenger RNA from Verticillium dahliae VdLs.17, 641 nucleotides. RefSeq lists its product as uncharacterized. Bases 1 to 447 code for a protein of 148 amino acids. Lineage: Eukaryota; Fungi; Ascomycota; Sordariomycetes; Glomerellales; Plectosphaerellaceae. The record is from RefSeq and is a predicted model, not a curated record. The transcript is spliced from 2 exons.